Molecule: messenger RNA, 2445 nt
Organism: Lolium perenne
Lineage: Eukaryota; Viridiplantae; Streptophyta; Magnoliopsida; Poales; Poaceae
Source: RefSeq, a predicted model, not a curated record
AUGGAUCCAAAAUGUUCUACAGGAGCACUAGAUCUAAAUGAACCAGCAAUUGAAGUUGACAGGGUAAUCGAAGAUGUCAGUUUGUUCAAUGAUUUGCAAAUAGAAGUAACAGGCAGCAUACAAAGGACCUUGAGCAAUCCAGAUGUGACCAAAAGCUCAGAACAUAGCAAGCAUGUGAGUGGAAGCAACACUGGUGCUUCUGUUGACACAAACCCGGAAACUGGUGAAACACUGUCAACUGAUGAUUCCGGCGGUGAUGAAGAUAAGGGUGAAGUCCAGUCAACGCCAUGCAGCCAAACUGAAGUCGAAACCCCUUUCAAAGGGAAGAUCUAUGAUUCAUGGGAGGAUGCGAAGAUGCAGUACAACCGAUAUGCUAAGAAGAUUGGUUUUUCCAUCAAAUGCAGUACAUCCAAGGUUUCGAAAAUUGAUGAUCAAAGAGACAAACAGCUAUUUGUUUGCAACAAGAGUGGAAAAAAUGAAGACAUCAAUAAGUUGGAAGCACCACCUGUUAGGCAAAGGAACAGAAGCAUCACCAAGAAAACUGAAUGCAAAGCAAGAUUGAGAAUUAAAAGGAGAGGAACAAAGUGGUAUGUCACAUACUUCAUCGAAGAACACAAUCACAGUUUGGUGAAGAAGUUUUCCUUGAAAAUGUAUUUGAGAUCUCAUAAAGGUAUACCUAAGGAAGAGAAGGAUUUUGUUCAGCUAUUGCAUAAGGUGAAUCUAUCUGCUGGCAGGGUAAUGAGGAUUAUGGGAGAGGUCUAUGGCGGUCUCGCAAAUGUACCCUAUGACAGUAAGGAUGUGAGCAAUUUCAUGGCUAAAAUUGAUGAAGAACACACGCACAAAGAUAUGUCCCUGUUGCUAGCUCACUUUGCAAGGAUAAAAAAAGAAGACCCAGAUUUCUAUUUCAACAUACAUACAGAUCAUGCGGACAAAGUGGACCGCAUAUUCUGGGUAGAUGGGCCAGCGAUUGCUGCUUACAAGAAUUACAGUGAUUGCCUCUCAUUCGACAGCACCUACAUGACCAACAUGUACAAUAUGCCUUUCGCACCAUUCAUUGGAAUCAAUAGGUAUUGUCAAACAAUCCAGCUGGGAUGUGGGUUCCUAAAGAAUGAGAACAUCGAGAGUUUUGUCUGGUUGUUUCAGGAGUUUCUUGAGGCUAUGGGUGGUCUGCAGCCAGAUAACUUCAUAACUGAUCAAGAUGCUGCAAUGAGAAGUGCAGUUCUCGUCUCAUUUCCAAAUUGGUGCCACAGAAAUUGUAGGUGGCACAUUAUGCAAAAUGCGCAGGCCGUUUUGGGCAACUUCUUGUCAAAACAUGAGGAGUUAAGGACAGAGUUGAACGAGAUAAUUGAUUACAACAUGUCGGUUGAAGAGUUCGAAACUAGGUGGGCACAAAUGAUUACCAAACACAAUGUAGUGGACAACCCCCAUAUCUAUGAUCUAUAUCAUAUUAGAGCCACUUUUGUGCCAGCCUACUUCAAAGAAAGGUUCUUUCCGUUCCUACAGACUACUGCUCGUAGUGAGGGGUUCAACGCAGUUUUGAAAACUUACAUGGACCCGCACAACAAUUUGCAUCAUUUCUUCCUUCAGUACAUGAAGUUGCAAGAAAAGAUUGAUGUAGCGGAGGAUGCAGUUGAAUUCAAGGAUGAAGACAAGACUCUUAGGGCGUGGGGAGAUUUUCCAGUUGAAGAGCAAGCCUUGCGAGUACAUGUUGGUCAUGGAACGUAUGAUGUUAGCCCUAUCAAGAAAUAUGUUUAUGGCUAUGGCAGUAGAAGCUACAAGGUAGAGGCUAAUUUGGAAGCUGAAAACUACAACUGCGAGUGCUGCAAAUUCAGCAGGGAUGGGUUGUUGUGCUGCCAUAUUUUUAGAGUCAUGAUGCAAUUGGGUAACAUUGACAGAAUUCCAGAGAAGUACAUCCUCAAGAGGUGGAGAAUACCAGAAGAAAUUAUCGUGGAGGAGAAAUUGGAAUUGCCAAAGGUACCAGUAGACAGAAAAAUGAGUAACAAAGAAAGGCAGCAGCUACGUUAUGGAACUAUGUGCAAUGAUUUCACUAAAGUAGCCAAAAUUGCAUCAACAUCUGAUAAGGGGAAGGCGCUAGCAGAUAAAUACAUGCAAGCUUUAGAGAAAGAAUUGUUAGACAUGAAAGCUUCGGAGUCUGCUAAACGUAAGAAAACAAAAAAUGCUACUACUGCUCAAGAUGCAGAAGGGGCAAAUGAUGGUGGGCUUGAUAGUUUUCCGCAGUUUGCUCAUGUUGAGGAUCCAGUAUAUGUUCCAAAGCAAGGUCGUCCAGCAGAGAAAAGAAAACAGUCUGGUUUGCAUUUGAAAUCAUCCAAAGUUGUCAAAUGCAGCAUUUGUGGGUCUAAUCAACACACUGCGGCUAUGUGCAAAGAUAAGAUAACACCAUCACCAGAGCCCAAAGAAUUUGACUUCUUCCGUGAAAUGGUGUAA